Chlorella variabilis is the source of this 1563-nucleotide messenger RNA. RefSeq lists its product as hypothetical. The record is from RefSeq and is a predicted model, not a curated record. The transcript has 8 exons. Lineage: Eukaryota; Viridiplantae; Chlorophyta; Trebouxiophyceae; Chlorellales; Chlorellaceae. The coding region runs from base 1 to 1563 and encodes 520 amino acids.
AUGCUGCCGCCGACGCUGGUGGCCGCGCGCAAGCCUGGCGCCCCCCACCGCUGCCCUGGUGCUGCCGGCGGCCGCGUCCUCCGGUACAUGGACAGGCUGCUGGUCACCCUGUGCCUGCUGACCUCGGUCGUGCUUCUCUACCGCUGUCUCGUAUUUACCGGCGGCCUGCUGCCCUUUGGGCCCGGCAGCAGUGCCGACGGUGUCGACGGCCGCAGUGGCGGCACCACGGUCAUCGCUGCCACGGCAACCUCGCAAGGCACGGGCAAUUUGGUUACAGAGCUGGUCAUCGACCGCUUUGGGCGGACCCGGUCCACUACCGUCACGCAGAAUGGGCAGGACAUGUCCAUCACAGUGCUCGGCAGCGACAGCAGCCUGCGCAGCCGGCGUGCAGCACUGCGGCGAGCGGCGGUCGAGCGACAACCGGUGGUGGGCGCUGCUGCGCUGGAUGCUGGCGAGCAGGAGCAGGAGCCCGAGGCAUACCCGGGCUUGCCGCGAGACUUUGAUGCGCAGGCCUACCUGAUGUACCAUCCUGACCUACGCAAGCUGGGCAUGAGCACAGCGGACGAGGCAAAGCAGCACUACUUGCAGCAGGGGCGGGCCGAGGGGCGGCCAUACAAACGGCUGCGUGUGCUGCUGCGCUACACUGCAUGCACGGGGCUGAUUAAUCAGCACUACAGCCACAUCGCAGCCUUCACCCUGGCAGCGGCCCUGGGCGCAGAGCUGGUGCUGCCGCCCGCGGUGUGCCGAGACUCGUUUGCGCACUACUUCAGGAUGGAGGGCGUGUAUCUUCGGAAUUUGGACCUUGCAGACCUGAUGGAACGCGCCCGGAUGGCGGUGGUGGGUCAGGCCACCAGCAUCCUACGGGACGACCCAGCGGCAGACUUGCAGUACGUCGUGUUGGACAUGCCGUGCAGCUUCUUCUCCCUGCGAUCGCUCAGCAACUUGCCCGUGGUGACAGAGGUGGCCAAAAGCCUAGUAUUUGCUCCGGAGCUGCUUGCCAUGGCCGAUCGCAUUGUCGAUGCAAUGACAGAAGGGAGCGCCCAGCCCUUCAAUGGCCUGCACCUGCGCAUCGAAAAGGACGCCCGCGACUGGGCUACCAUCAUGGGCGGCCAGCAGGCAAGCUGCCUGCGGGUGGUAUGGAAGGGCUACAUUUCUACCAUGCGCAGCGUGGGUUUUAACAGCACGACUCGCAUCUACGUGGCAUCCGGCAUGCUCACCUACGGCGCCUCUGUUGAGAUGGAUCGCACCAAGAACUACCUGAUGCACACCGGCGUAUGCAGCCGGGUGCACCAUAAGGAGCAGUACAUCCCACAGAAGGAGCUGGAGGUGUUGAAUAGCGAGCAAAAGGCGCUGCUGGACUUCCUGGUGCUGGCACGGGCGCAGCGCUUUGCCGGCUUUGGCUCCUCCACCUUCUCCUUCUACCUGCGCGAGUAUCGAGCGCUUCAUGGCAUCCCACGUUCAACCUCCGCUCUGGUGGACGCCCACGUGAUUGGCACUGAUAACCUCUUCCACACGGCGGGGACGAUUGUCUGGAAUGGACAGGCGCUGGAAGGACGAAUCUAG